AGUGUCAGCAGCCGCAGCCAGAGCCCAGACCAUGGGCUUCUCUGGGGUUGUGGCAGCCUGGGGGCUUCUGGAUUACAAGACGGAGAAGUAUGUGAUGACCAAGAACUGGCGGGUGGGCGUCCUGCAGAGGCUGCUGCAGCUAGGCAUUGUGGUCUACGUGGUGGGGUGGGCCCUCCUUGCCAACAAUGGCUACCAGGAGCGAGACCUCGACCCCCAUGUUUCUGUCAUCACCAAACUGAAAGGGGUUUCUGUGACCCAGAUCAAAGAGAUCGGGAACCGGCUGUGGGACGUGGCCGACUUCGUGAAGCCGUCGCAGGGCGAGAACGUGUUCUUCUUGGUGACCAACUUCCUUGUGAUGCCAACCCAAGUCCAGGGCAGGUGCCCAGAGAACCCCGCCAUCCCGCUGGCUAGCUGCUGGGCCGAUGAGGACUGCCCUGAAGGGGAGACCGGGACGUUCAGCCACGGCAUUAAAACCGGCCAGUGUGUGGUUUUCAAUGGGACCCACAGGACCUGCGAGAUCUGGGGCUGGUGCCCCGUGGAGAGUGGCACCGUGCCCACGAGACCCCUGCUGGGCCAGGCUGAGAACUUCACCCUGUUCAUCAAAAACACCGUCACCUUCAGCAAGUUCAACUUCUCCAAGUCUAACGCCUUGGAGACCUGGAACGCCACCUACUUCAAGAGCUGCCGCUAUGACCCCCACUCCAGCCCCUAUUGCCCCGUGUUCCGCAUUGGCGACCUUGUGGCUCAGGCCGGAGGGACCUUCGAGGACCUGGCAUUGAUGGGUGGCGCGGUGGGCAUCAGCGUCCACUGGGACUGUGACCUGGACGUGGGGGGCUCCGACUGCUGGCCCCACUACUCCUUCCACCUGCAGGAACGGAGCUACAACUUCAGGACAGCCAGUCACUGGUGGGAGGCCUCAGGCGUGGAGGCCCGGAGCCUGCUCAAACUCUAUGGGAUCCGCUUUGACAUCCUGGUCACGGGGCAGGCAGGGAAGUUUGGGCUCAUCCCCACGGCCAUCACGCUGGGCACCGGAGUGGCUUGGCUGGGCGUGAUCACCUUCCUCUGUGACCUGCUGCUGUUGUACGUGGACAAAGAAGCCCAUUUCUACUGGAAGACAAAGAACGAGGAGGCAAAGGCCCUGAAGACAACCACCCACUCCUGA
This is a messenger RNA of Tupaia belangeri chinensis (Chinese tree shrew), 1162 nucleotides long. RefSeq names its product purinergic receptor P2X 6 (gene P2RX6). Gene Ontology annotation, cellular component: plasma membrane; cell junction. Gene Ontology annotation, molecular function: purinergic nucleotide receptor activity; ATP binding; extracellularly ATP-gated monoatomic cation channel activity. Gene Ontology annotation, biological process: response to ATP; calcium ion transmembrane transport. Bases 32 to 1162 code for a protein of 376 amino acids. Lineage: Eukaryota; Metazoa; Chordata; Mammalia; Scandentia; Tupaiidae. The record is from RefSeq and is a predicted model, not a curated record. The transcript has 12 exons.